Fusarium poae is the source of this 381-nucleotide messenger RNA. RefSeq lists its product as uncharacterized. Gene Ontology annotation, molecular function: metalloendopeptidase activity. The coding region runs from base 1 to 381 and encodes 126 amino acids. The record is from RefSeq and is a predicted model, not a curated record. Gene Ontology annotation, biological process: proteolysis. Lineage: Eukaryota; Fungi; Ascomycota; Sordariomycetes; Hypocreales; Nectriaceae. The transcript has 2 exons.
AUGAAGUUAUUCUCGUCUUCCAUUAUGCUCCUAGCCUCUGUUGCCAACUCUAUGCCAUUCGACGAGAGAGAUGCAUCCUCCUUAGCAGUGAACCUGGAGAUGAUUGGCAACACGCUUGUUAAGGCGACGAUCACCAACAAUGGCGGAUCUGAUCUGAAGCUGUUCAAGACCGGUUCACUGAUUGAUCCUGAUAUCCAAACCGAGAAGGCUGAGAUCUUCCAGAAUGGCGAGAGCAUUGACUUUGAAGGCGUUUAUGUCGAAAUCUCUAUGGAGGACGUGGACGACACCGACUUUGAAGCUCUUCGCGUUGGGCAGACCCUUGAGACCACUUUCGAUGUCGGUGAAACCCACAACCUUAUGCCGGCGGCAACUUCUCUCUGA